This is a messenger RNA of Mya arenaria, 1246 nucleotides long. Its product is annotated as putative nuclease HARBI1. The record is from RefSeq and is a predicted model, not a curated record. The transcript is spliced from 5 exons. The coding region runs from base 159 to 1193 and encodes 344 amino acids. NCBI's taxonomy places the organism in Eukaryota, Metazoa, Mollusca, Bivalvia, Myida, Myidae.
UCUGAGUCUGGACUCACACUCACUUAUUACAGACUCUAUUUUUUUAACGGUGUUUACAAAGAGACUCAGACUCAGACUCUGACUCAAAUCAUUGAGACUGAGUCUGAAAACGUGAGUCUACUACGUAGCUGUCUCACGUGAAGUAAAUCUCAACUGUCAUGGCGGACAGACAACUUGACAGAUAUUACCGGUAUCGUAGAUUUAGGUUGCCUCGUCGACCGCGUGUAUUUACCGACAGAAACAACCCUUUAGAGAUUUUAGAUGUAGAGAGUGUCCGGAAAAGAUAUAGAUUUUUUCCGGACUCAAUCAUGAUAUUAGUUGGAAUCGUGGAGCCAACGAUCGGUACAGCGACGAUGAGGAGCAACCCGCUCCCCCCUCUCCUGACGGUAUUGUGCUGCCUUCAGUUUUUUGCAACCGGAGCGCAUCACAUCGUAAUUGCACAGGCUCAUGGCGUGUCCAGGUCGGCUGUCGGCAAGGCAAUUCAUGCCGUAUCUGUUAUCCUUGCAGGACUGUUAAACAGAUACGUUAAAUUUCCAACGGGGUUGGAAAUUGAAAGUGUAAAACGAAAGUUUUACAGUGUCGCCGGUUUCCCAAAUGUAGUUGGAGCAGUUGAUGGCACUCAUGUCAAGAUACAGGCACCACCAGACAACGAGGCAGAUUAUGUGAAUAGAAAGGGCUAUCAUUCCCUGAAUGUACAGAUGGUAUGUGAUGCAAAUUACAGGAUAACUGAUGUUAUUGCUAAAUGGCCGGGAUCUGUGCAUGACAGUCGAAUGUUCUCGGAGGGGAUCUUGUGCCAGAAGUUGGAGACUGGACAAAUUGAUGGACUGCUGCUUGGGGACAGUGGGUACCCAUGUCGAAAAUACCUCAUGACACCCUAUGCGAAUCCUAGAAAUCUGUCGGAGGAAAGAUUCAACACAGCUUUGUGCCGCACCAGAGUGCUCAUAGAACAAACAUUUGGAAUGCUGAAGAGGCGCUUCGCAGUACUGAAAUACGGAAUAAGAACGACACCAGACAGAGCGGCUGUUUAUGUUGCCUCAUGUGCAAUGUUGCACAACUUUGGUUUUGAGCAUGGAGAUGUGUAUGGACGCCAAACAUACGAGGAUGAUGACAUGCCACAAGUGGACAACCAAGGUGUUGAUGUUAAUGGGCGGACCCAAAGGGAUUAUAUUACCCAAAGGCACUUUGCUGUUUGAACAAUCACCCUGUCAAUCAUUUGUCAUUGUUGUACGUGUAUAUUUUGCAUAUU